AUGAAAAAGUUUGAAGAUAGUGAAGAGCAAGAUAUUAAUGACAGAAUAUCUAAUAAUUAUGAUGAAGAAACAGAAGCUGAAAAGAUAUCCAAAGAGCUUGAAAGAGACAUACAAAUAUACACAAAAUAACACUUUCAAACAAAUAAAAUCCAAAAAGGAAAAACAGAAGCAAAAAUCUAAAAACCAGACUCCCAAAAAAGAAUCACCAAGCGAUUAUAAAACUCCCAAAAAGACGCCACAAAGCCAUAAAUCAACCAAAACAAAGCCUUUUGUUCCUUCAAAAUUCAAGCUUCUUCCCAAGACCGCCGCUAAAAAGAGCAAAUAAAACUCCUCCUCCUAGCAAUCCCAAAACGCUUCAAGAAUUAGCUUCAAAGCAGAAGCACCCUUACUCAGAGAAAGCUUCAGAGGAACAGAAGAAAAGCAAUCAGAAAGGAACCAAAGACAACCGAGGUCACCUCAAGAAGCCUAGAGAUAUAUCCCCUAAAACAGAGAAGCUUCUUUCCAAGUAUAGAAAACAACUAAACCAAUUAAUUUACAAGAACAAGCAGAAACAGGACCAACUGGAUCAUUUGAAAUCAGAAUGAAAAAUCAUGGGAAUUUCUGCCGAUCCUACUACAUCCCUAACCCCCUCGUCUUCCUCCAAAAUUUACAAAUAACAUUGCCAAGAGCACUGAGACUAUUUCCCAGCUAGAAUCCUCAGCCAAAAACCUGGAACAAAACACCAUAAAACUUAACUGUGAAGAGCUUAUUCUUAACCACAUAAAAUCCAGUUGUCAAUCCCAUAUCAAAAUCAUCAAGCAUAAUACUGAAAUCAUCAAGCAACAGCUGGUGCAGCACAGCCAGUUGGCUGUAGCUGAUUCUGAUAAAGCAGCAGCUGAUGAGCAGGACCACAAAAUAGAUUUCAUCAAGACCAAUUCUAAACAACUAAUAAACUUAGGGUUGGCAGUGCUUGACUCCCAAAGAGAAGUAAUGAAAGAGAGCAAAGUUGACUUGAUCUUCAAAAAGAGGCAGAUCUUAGUUGAGCUAGAACAGGAGUGCCAGAAGAUCAACAAAAGACUCAACCAGAUGAACAGGUCCUCCCAGGAAGAACGGUUCAAGCACUUCAACGUACAACAUCAGAUCGUGGAAGAGGAAGAAGAGCCCAUGGACACUAAUACACAGAUAAGUAUACUUAAUAAAGCCAAGAUGGUACAUUUGAUAGAGGAGUACCUAAGAGUCAUGGAGAAUUUGAAGAUAUCUGAUGUAGAUGAGCUACAUCAUGUCGAACAAUUUGAAGUCCUGAAGAUGGUGUUUUUGAAACUUUGUAAAUCUAAUGACUUCCCAUCCUUGCCAUCGAAGAUGCUAGAGGAAGAUAUGACAGAGCAUAGCUUUGAUGAUGAAGGUUGUGUAUUUAUAUUUUCUUUGAAAUAACUUCAAAUGAUUAACAAAUCAUCAAAAAGAUGACUCCAAAGUCCCUAAAAACCUUCCUCGGAUGGGUAUCUUCAACAGAACCUUGGAAAAAUAAAUCUACGACUAUCUCCAAAGAAUCCUUUAAUAAAUCAAUGGCUGAAACAACCAACAAGAAAACACAUCAAUGAUGCACGGUCAUGAAUGCUCAGCUAAAUUUGAUGAAAAAUUACUCUCUUUCCUCUAACAACCAAGAAAUUAGCUCUAUUAUCUCCAAAUACAAUUCUUCAAUCUCGAUGUCCACUCAGAUAGACUCUUCCUACAAAAGCCUCACAGAGCAAAUCGUGGUCAAAGAAAAGGAAUACCUGACUCUUGUUGGACAGAGAAAUGAGUUGAAGCACAUACAAGAUGAAUUCGAUCAGAUGGGUCUGAAUCUAAACUCCCUAGCCCAAGAGAAAAUACUAAAGAUCAAAGAAGAGGUCAUCCCUAGUGAGCUCAUUGAUGACAAAAGCCAAUUUGUGCUGUAUGUAGAAGGAUACUUCAAUGAAAUUAUCCACCAAAUCACCUUCAAACUUAGAAAAAUAGAGGAUGCCGCUGAUGUGGAAUAUCCUAUUGACAUCAAAAAUCUAGUCAACAUGUUCACCACCAAGUAUGAAAAGAAGCUUGAUAAAUAAAGCCAUCGUAAAUGAGAUUGAGAGGAAACUUAAGCUUGAGGAAACUUUUGUCAACAGAACUGCUAGUUAUUCUCCACUUUCAAUGACAAAGCCAAAGUCAAAAUCUAACAAGAAGAACUAUGGGUCUAAGAACAAGUUAGCCAUAGUUCAUAAGAAGAACUUGAAGAAAUCGGUUAGCAUUAUCAAUCCUAAAAGUAAACCUCCAAGAUCUGAAAGCAGUAAAGCCAACAGUAUUGUAUCUACAGAGCAUGAUAAAUCAGUUAUUUCUGGUCUAAGGGGCCAUAGUAAGACUCUUCAGAAGAAAGCAUAUGAAGAAAACCCUAGAAUGUUCGACCAAUACAUCAACUCAAAUGUCCAGGAGUCGGGAUUAAAUAUAGACCUUUCUAAAAUUAAAUUCAAGACUUUAGUCCAGUACAUGAAGGAUGUCUUACAAAUGCUCAUGGCUAGCAUAGAAGAUUUCGAACAAUCUGUUAAGAAGGAGAGAGAAGAACCCACAGUCAAGGAAUUCAGAAAUAUACAGAACAUCUUCAAUAACAUUGAAAAUAACGAUGAAGAUACUCAAUCAAAUAGAAAUUCUCGGAUUGAUGAUAACACCAAGAUUCAAGAAGAACAUGUCCAAGAGAACCAGCAUAUAGAAGAUUUUAGGAAAUAACCUUAAGGACUACAAUCACCCCAUCAUAAAGGAGCUCCCUCCAAAGUCAAAGAAGACUCUCCUUAAGCCACUAAAUAGGCCUCAUUCUGAGGAAAGAGUAAGGGAUCAUCCCAGAACUGGUUCCCUCUCCAGAGGUCGUCAAGGGCUUUAUAACCAAAAGCUAAGUCCUUUAAAACAGAGCAACUCUACAACAGGUGUGAGAGAGUGUAGGAACUACAUCGAAGAGGAAAACCGCUUUAUAAUCAAAUGGAAGAAGCAGAUAAAGAACUCUUUCGUAAAACUGAAAGGAAUGGACACACAUAAAACUGCCUCUACAACAGUGUCUUCUAAACAUGGCACUGGGAACUUGAAACGUCCAGUAAAUAGAGAUUUAAACAAGAUGAUUGCAAAGCAAGUCUUUAAAUUCCCUGACGAAUAAAAAUUUCAAUUAAGCCAGC
Messenger RNA from Moneuplotes crassus, 3149 nucleotides. The record is from the annotation of a GenBank genome assembly. NCBI's taxonomy places the organism in Eukaryota, Ciliophora, Spirotrichea, Euplotida, Euplotidae.